Phacochoerus africanus (Common warthog) is the source of this 2145-nucleotide messenger RNA. RefSeq names its product pro-platelet basic protein (gene PPBP). The record is from RefSeq and is a predicted model, not a curated record. Gene Ontology annotation, molecular function: CXCR chemokine receptor binding; chemokine activity. The transcript has 3 exons. Gene Ontology annotation, cellular component: extracellular region. The coding region runs from base 164 to 523 and encodes 119 amino acids. NCBI's taxonomy places the organism in Eukaryota, Metazoa, Chordata, Mammalia, Artiodactyla, Suidae. Gene Ontology annotation, biological process: inflammatory response; antimicrobial humoral immune response mediated by antimicrobial peptide; chemokine-mediated signaling pathway.
CACUUCCCCCAUCCCUAUCCUUUUUCUCCUUACUGGCCUCGAGGGAGUGUGUACAAGAGAUAUCAGGAGACCGUGAAAAGCCACUUGGCUGCAGACAUCCAGGCAGCAAUUUACUUGCCUUCCUCGCUGGCUCUGGGAACAACUCUGGCUCAGUCUUUCCACCAUGAGCCUCAGACUUGGCACCAUCUCCUCCUGUACCAGUGCCAGCCCAUUUCCUGUCCUCCAGGUAUUGCUGCCAUUGUCACUGCUCCUGACCACGCUGGUUCCCGCCACCAUGGGAGCAGCUAAAAUUGAGGGAAGAAUGGCGCAUGUUGAACUUCGCUGCCUCUGCUUGAAUACCGUCUCUGGCAUUCAUCCCAGUAACAUCCAAAGUGUGGAGGUGAUCAGGGCAGGAGCUCACUGCGCCAAAGUCGAAGUGAUAGCCACGCUGAAGAACGACAAGAAAAUCUGCCUGGAUCCAGAAGCACCCAGAAUCAAGAAAAUAGUCCAAAAAAUAAUGGAAGAUGGUGGGUCAGCUGCUUAAUCCUUCUCCCUUUCUGCCAAAGUGUUUUAACUCCCAGGAAGGUUAGGAAUUUGAAGUCUUGGCUGUCUAGAGUUCUUGUUUAUCCAGGAUACCUAGUCAUCCUGUAUUAAACGUUGGAUAUGUUUUCCACUCUGUCUCAAAGAGUCACAUUUUAUUCUGAAAUGGAUGGUUAAUAGAGGACAGAGAGAAGAUGAAAGUAAGCAAGGCUACUUACAAUAUGUAAUAUAUGGUUUACUCCCUAACCCUUGGCUAAAUGUGGUAUUGUGCUUUGCAUUUCUUUCUUUAAAAAUUUCCCUCCAAGUAAGAUAGACAGAGAAAGACCAAUAUCAAGUCACAUUACUAAUAUGUGGAAUCUAAUAAAAAAUAAUACAAAAGAACUUACAAAUAGAAACAAAGAUUGAAACCAAAUUUAUGGUUACCAAAGGGGAAAAGCAGGGUGGGAGAAAUAAAUUAGGGGAAUGAGAUUGACAUAUACACACUAAUAUAUACAAAAUAGAUAAGUAACAAUGACCUACUGUAUAGCAUAUGGUAAAUUACUUAAUACUGUGUAAUAAGAUAUAUGGGAAAAGAAUCUUAAAAAUAGCAGAUAUAUGUACAUGUAUAACUGAUUUACUCUGCUCUACACCUGAAACUUACACAACUUUCGGAGGCAACCAUAUUCCAAUAAAAUUUAUUUAAAAAAACUUCUAAUAACUAAGAAGAAGAGCAACCACUUGAUAAUAAACAUUUUACUUAGAAUAUUAUUAAUUUGCUUUUAAAUCAAAAUGGAAGAAAAAAAGUCACAAGGAUAAGUUAAAUUAAUGGUAGUCAUCCUCUGUAGAGUAUUUUACUAAUUUUGGUGCAGAAAUUGAAAUAGGAAAUUUUUCCUGAACUUGUGGAAUUUACAGUACAUCCAUUUACUGUACAAAUGGAAAAAUUAUGGAUACUGCCUUUGUCAAUGUUGGUUUUAUAAGCACAUUCUCUCUGUUAGACUUGUCAAGUUUAAUUCUGAAAAUUCAAUGAGGUAUUGAUAUUUUCAUACUUAAUAAACAUUAAAUAUACAUGUACAAAAAAAUUUCUUUCCAAAUACAUUUGUGUUAUCUUGCUCCACUCUGUUGUUAGAUAAGUUAUGCCCACAAUGAUUCCAUAAUUCUCAAUAAUAUUAGGAACCACAGUGUCCAGCACAGAGCACUUGUCCCAUAAAUGUUUGUUAAUAUACAGACUUAAUAGGCUUUUUUACUGUCUUAGUUCCUAGGAUGUCUUGUUUCAAAACAUUGAAAGACUGAAACAUUUAAGGAUUUUUCUAAUGUUUAUUUUAGCCUUCAAAUAGUAAAAAUAAUAAAGCAGUAGAAUGUGGAUUUAAAGCAAAGGUCAUUUACUUUAAAGUGAAUGUAUUAUGGGAGUUCCCUUCGUGGCUCAGUGGUUAAAGAAUCCGACUAGGAACCAAGAGGAUGUGGGUUCGCUCCCUGGCCUUGCUCAUUGGGUUAAGGAUCCAGCGUUGCCCUGAGCUGAGGUGUAGGUUGCAGACGUGGCUCAGAUCCCCCGUUGCUGUGGCUCUAGCGUAGGCCGGCGGCUACAGCUCAGAUUCGACCCUAGCCUGGGAACCUCCAUAUGCCGUGGCAGUGGCCCAAGAAAUGGCAAAA